CUUCUUGUUACGACCUCCACUUUCAAAAUUAUUUCACGAGAAUAGGACAUACAAAUAUGUUACAGAUCUAUGUAACAUGUGGUGAAUGGAAAUCCUUUGAUAAGGAGUGGAAGUUUAUUGUUGAUGAAGAAAAAUGUGCUAGAUUACUCACCUUUCAAUCUACAACAACUCUUGAAUACCUAAAACUGAUGGUUUCAGAAGACUACACCAUAGAACAUACUAUGGUUGAUGUGGAAUUCAGCUAUCUACCUAUAGAUCUCGGCGUUGAUUCUCCUCCAGUUCUUGUAAAGAAUGAACGACAGCUAAAAAAUUUUGUUGACUAUUUUAAAAGGAAGAGUAACAUACGAUUAUGUGUGACGUUUACAGCAAGAGGUGACAACCAAAGGAGUAGAGUGAAUACUGAUUUGAAUGAGAAACUACAUGAUUCAACUGAAAGGGGCAAUGAUUGUCAUGUGCGUGAAAAAACUGAAGCUAUGGUGAAUGAUCAAUUCGUCAAAAAUUCUUAUGUCGUCGGCUCCAGAUUGGAGGUUACCGGAGGUCUUAGAUCCGCCGAAGUCAACACUUGUCGGAAACGCAAGUUGAGAUCCGAUUCCGCUGCGGAGGUUUCAUCAUCGACGCCUGUGAAUUCGAUUUCCACGCCGAUGAAAUGGAAAUCUCCCCGACGGUGUGCUGUUUCAAUCCCUAAGACGUCUGAUGAGGAGAUUAAGGAAGAUUCUAAUGGGAAUUUGGCAAGUCCAGUGAUAUCAGUAGUGAAGAACUUAGAUGUUUGUUUAGAUGUUGAAUCAAAGUGGAACCCUAGAGAUGAGGAACAAAUGAAAGCUGUGAAGGAGGCAUUGCAUGUGUCUAAGGCACCGUCAACUGUUGUUUGCCGUGAGGAUGAGCAGAGACGGGUUUUCGAGUUUGUUAAAGGUUGUAUGGAACAGAACAAGGCUGGGAGUUUGUAUAUAUGUGGCUGUCCUGGAACUGGGAAGUCACUAUCCAUGGAGAAAGUAAGACAACAAGCUGAAGACUGGGCGAAACAGACAGGGGUGCCUUGUCUAGAAACAGUGUCUGUUAAUUGCACGUCAUUGACAAAAUCAACAGAUAUUUUCUCCAAGAUACUUGGUAAAAAUGAGUCCGGGAGGGAAGCUAAUGGUUCAUCUUCACCUCUACAACAACUUCAGAGCUUGUUUUCUCAAAAGCAACAACAAUCCAGCUCAAAGAUGAUGUAGGUUUUUGUUUUGUUCUUGGUCUGUCAUAUGUUGACUUGGUAGAUAUAAUUUGUUGCGCUGUAUCUCAUUCAAGUUUCUUCCUCAAGCAAGUAAGUAACACAUCAACACAUAUUUGUUGAUAUCUGUACUUUGCGUUCAUAAGUUUUAAAAAGAAAACUGUUU
Molecule: messenger RNA, 1373 nt
Organism: Camelina sativa (false flax)
Lineage: Eukaryota; Viridiplantae; Streptophyta; Magnoliopsida; Brassicales; Brassicaceae
Source: RefSeq, a predicted model, not a curated record